Messenger RNA from Aspergillus tanneri, 1014 nucleotides. RefSeq lists its product as uncharacterized. Gene Ontology annotation, molecular function: methyltransferase activity. The coding region runs from base 1 to 1014 and encodes 337 amino acids. The transcript is spliced from 6 exons. The record is from RefSeq and is a predicted model, not a curated record. NCBI's taxonomy places the organism in Eukaryota, Fungi, Ascomycota, Eurotiomycetes, Eurotiales, Aspergillaceae.
AUGGUAACUCUUGCAGAACUGGCCCAGGAGGUUCAAUCUCAUAUCGCUGUGAUUGAUAACUAUUUGGAGCAUAACCUUCCACAGCCCACAUUCGAUAUUGAUAGCCCAAAAAGCCCCCCUCCCGGACGCCAAUAUGCAACGAGCGAUGACGUUACUCGAAGACUUCAGCCUAGAAGAUCUCGCCACAGCACUGCAGAUCACUUGCUAGGGCAUCAGAUGACCGACAAAUAUGAUGGCACCGCUAUGCAUUUCCUGGCAGCUUUUAAUGUCUUUGAUGCGGUUCCUAAAGAGGACUCCAUCUUGCCUACACGCAGCACUGUUUCUACCCACCGAAGCCGGGCUAUGUCGCACACACGAGCAAUUCGGCUAUGGCAAGUGAUAGGACGACAUGUGCCUGGAUUUUCCACAACAUGGAAAGGCUCAUCCUUGGGAUGCAAAAAGCUGGUCGACACGACUUGUAAAUGGGAGACUCUCACAACCCGCUGCAUACGAGUCCGACUGGGAAAGGGACAAGUCGUCACGAUUGAUGGUUACGCUGGCCAUCUUCUAUCAGCGGUUGCACUAGCCUACCCCGAUCUCACUUCUGUCAUUCAAACGAAGUUCUCGCCAGGGUAUGAGAAGCGGUUCUAUGAGAAUUUUUCUGCCGAGCUCAAGGGACGAGUGACCUGCAUGGCACAUGAUCAAUAUGCUGAGCAGCCUGUCAAAAACGCGGAUCUGUACUUCAUGAGCACCUCGCUACAGGAAGAGAACCAGGAGACGGAUGCUAAGAUCCUCGCCACUGCGUUGAUGCAAAAGGAGCAAGGGGUAUACGAUGCUGGUUUGGGUCUUGCGGGUUUUAUCACCAGGUUUAGCAUUGGUACCGAUUUGCAGAUGAUGUCGGUGAUGAAUUUAUACCAUUGCAGGCAGGCGGAGUGGGUUGUCCUGUUCAAGAAAGCUGAUCCUCCAUUCGAGCUCAAGAAAUAUAUUCAAACCAUGGGUAGCUGCACUUCACUGAUGGAGUGGGUUCUGGAGUAA